UUCUCCCAGGGGCGGACUGACCAUUCUAGCACUCAGGCACUGCCCGAGGGCCCAGGGUCAGUAGGGGGCCCCAUGAAAUGCCCCUGGUACCUUUUUAUAGGCUUUUAUGGGUGUGCUUUGAGUGUGGGCAAGGACACAGGGGCCCCAAGAUCCCCUAUUGCUCGGGGGCCCCAUGAGUUGUCAGUCUGCCCCUGGCUCCUCCACCUUCUCAGUGUCAUCCAUCAGUGCUGCCCAGCAGUGCCGUCUGUCAGUGCCCAUCAGUGCCGCCCAUCAGUG
This is a messenger RNA of Staurois parvus, 276 nucleotides long. NCBI's taxonomy places the organism in Eukaryota, Metazoa, Chordata, Amphibia, Anura, Ranidae. The record is from the annotation of a GenBank genome assembly.